CACACACAGUAGAGAGAUUUCAAGAUCUCCUUCUUCAUUUUCCCCCAAAUCCCAUUCUCACCGACUCAUCUCCGGCGGAUCUAUCCAUUCAAUCCACAAAUCUAGGGUUUCCAAUUUCUAUUUAUUAGCCCGAAUUCGAAUUAACCUUAGAAAAUGAGUGAUAGUAGAUGGAAAAAUCGAAGUAAUAAUAGAGAUGGAGAUUCAUCGCGAAGUUUUAAGAAGCAGAAAUUUGUUAAAAAUGUUGAGGAAGAAAGAGAAAGUAAAUUAGGGUUUGAUGUUUUCUCUGAAGGUGAUAAGAGAUUGGGAUGGUUACUCACUUCAUCUUCUUCAUCGUGGGAAGACCAAGAGACGAGGAAGGUUUAUAGUUGUGUGGAUCUCUAUUUUGUUUGUCAGGAUGGGACUACGUUUAAAUCGAAGUAUAAAUUUCAACCUUAUUUCUAUGCGGCAACCAAACCUAAAAUGGAAACGGGUGUGGAGGCAUAUCUUAAACGACGAUAUGAAGGGCAAAUUGCUGAUGUAGAAAUUGUAGAGAAAGAGGACCUUGCUUUAAAAAACCACUUAUCUGGCAUGCGAAAGUCAUAUCUCAAGAUAUCCUUCGACACUAUUCAGCAUUUGAUGCAUGUAAAAAAUGAUUUACUGCACGUUGUUCAAAGAAACCAGGAAAAGAAUGAUGCUGCGGAAGCAUAUGAAUCGAUAUUAUCUGGAAAGAGCAACCAAAGACCUCUAGAUUUUAUAGAUUGCAUUGUUGAUCUCCGGGAGUAUGAUGUUCCGUAUCAUGUACGGUUUGCUAUUGAUAAAGACAUAAGGUGCGGUCAGUGGUAUGAUGUUAGUGUAUCCAGCGCUGGUGUUAUUCUUGAGAGAAGAACAGAUCUUUUACAACGUGCUGAAGUUCAUGUUUGUGCAUUUGAUAUUGAGACAACAAAGCUUCCUUUGAAAUUUCCUGAUGCUGAAUAUGAUCAAGUAAUGAUGAUAUCGUACAUGGUGGAUGGGCAAGGGUACCUUAUAAUUAAUAGAGAGUGUGUGGGGGAGGAUAUAGAAGAUUUGGAGUACACUCCCAAACCAGAAUUUGAAGGAUGUUUCACAGUGAAAAAUGUGAAAAAUGAGGUCGAACUCAUCAAACAAUGGUUUUCACAUAUGCAAGAGGUGAAACCUGGUAUUUACGUGACGUACAAUGGAGAUUUUUUUGAUUGGCCUUUUCUUGAAAUUAGAGCAGCACACCAUGGACUUUCGAUGAGUGAUGAGAUAGGAUUUCUAUGUGACAGAAAUCAAGGGGAAUGUCGUGCUAAAUUCGCUUGCCAUAUGGAUUGUUUUGCUUGGGUCAAACGUGAUAGUUAUCUCCCUCAAGGAAGCCAGGGUCUAAAGGCUGUUACUAAGGCCAAGUUGGGUUAUGAUCCAUUAGAAGUCGAUCCUGAGGAUAUGGUUCGCUUUGCCAUGGAACAACCACAGACAAUGGCGUCUUAUUCUGUAUCAGACGCUGUUGCAACUUACUUCCUUUAUAUGACAUAUGUUCAUCCGUUUAUAUUCUCGCUUGCUACAAUUAUACCUAUGCCGCCUGAUGAGGUAUUGCGGAAAGGAAGUGGUACUCUUUGUGAGAUGCUUCUUAUGGUUCAGGCUUACAUGGCAAAUGUUAUCUGUCCUAAUAAACACCAAGCAGAGCUAGAGAAGUUUCAUAACAACCAGCUUUUAGAGAGCGAAACUUAUAUUGGUGGCCAUGUGGAAUGUCUUGAAAGUGGUGUUUUCAGAUCUGAUCUACCCACUAAAUUUCAACUUGAUCCAGCUGCUUAUGAGCAAUUAAUCUGCAACCUUGAUCGUGAUCUUCAAUAUGCAAUAAGAGUAGAGGGUAAGAUGGAUUUGGAUUCAGUCUCCAACUAUGGCGAAGUAAAGAACGCUAUCCUUGAAAAGCUAGAGAUGCUGCGUGAUGAGCCCAUACGCGAAGAGCCCCCACUUAUAUAUCAUUUAGAUGUUGCUGCAAUGUAUCCAAAUAUCAUUUUAACAAAUAGGCUUCAGCCCCCUUCGAUAGUUUCAGAUGAAAUCUGCACCGCAUGUGACUUUAACCGCCCUGGAAAAACCUGUCUGCGGACUCUAGAAUGGGUUUGGCGUGGAGAAACCUUCACCGCAAAGAAAAGUGACUAUUAUCAUUUGAAGAGGCAAAUUGAGUCUGAGCUAGUUGAUAAUGUACGUGGUCAAAUAGCAAAAUCUUUUCUAGACCUUCCCAAGACUGAGCAACAAGUAAAACUGAAAGACCGGCUAAAGAAGUAUUGCCAAAAGGCAUAUAAAAGGGUCCUCGACAAACCAGUCACAGAGGUGCGAGAAGCAGGGAUAUGCAUGCGUGAAAAUCCUUUUUAUGUUGACACAGUUCGUAGUUUCAGGGAUAGAAGGUACGAAUAUAAAGGACUUAAUAAAGUCUGGAAGGGGAAACUAGGAGAUGCAAAGGCCAUUGGGAAUUCUAUAAAGAUCCAGGAAGCACAAGAUAUGGUAGUUCUCUAUGAUUCUUUACAGCUUGCUCACAAAUGUAUUCUAAAUUCCUUCUAUGGAUAUGUCAUGCGAAAGGGUGCAAGAUGGUACUCGAUGGAAAUGGCUGGUGUAGUUACUUAUACCGGAGCAAAAAUAAUUCAGAAUGCUCGUGUAUUAGUUGAAAAAAUUGGGAGACCAUUGGAGUUGGAUACAGACGGUAUCUGGUGUGCACUUCCUGGGUCUUUUCCAGAGAACUUUACCUUCAAAACAAAAGACUUGAAGAAAAAGUUGACAAUCUCGUAUCCUUGUGUCAUGCUUAAUGUUGAUGUCGCAAGAAACAACACAAAUGAUCAAUACCAGACACUCGAAGAUCCUAUCAAUAAGACAUAUACUACACAAAGCGAAUGCUCUAUUGAAUUUGAAGUGGAUGGUCCAUAUAAGGCGAUGAUCCUACCAGCUUCAAAGGAAGAGGGGAUAUUAAUUAAGAAGCGGUAUGCUGUUUUUAAUGACGACGGAACCAUUGCGGAGCUUAAAGGUUUUGAAAUUAAGCGUAGAGGUGAGCUUAAGCUCAUCAAAGUUUUCCAGGCCGAGGUUUUCGACAAGUUCCUCGAUGGGCAAACCCUCGAGCAAUGUUAUUCGGCAGUUGCAGCUGUUGCUAACCGCUGGCUUGAUCUUCUUGACAAUCAAGGAAUCGAUGUUGCUGAUAAAGAGUUGCUUGAUUACAUAUCGGAAUCAAGCACCAUGAGUAAAUCUUUAGCAGACUAUGGAGAGCAGAAGUCGUGUGCUGUGACCACUGCAAGGCGACUUGCUGAUUUUCUUGGUGAUGCAAUGGUUAAAGAUAAAGGACUCCGUUGUCAGUAUAUAGUUGCACGUGAGCCACAAGGAAGUUCAGUAAGUGAACGUGCGAUUCCAGUUGCAAUAUUUGGGUCUGAUGUUAUGGAGCAUUAUGUGCGGAAGUGGUGCAGAAUAUCAUCAGUUGGGGACUUCCGAUCCAUAGUUGACUGGUCCUAUUAUAAGCAGCGACUUGGUUCAACAAUUCAAAAAAUUAUUACUAUUCCUGCAGCUAUGCAAAAGGUUGCGAACCCUGUCCCAAGAGUAAUUCAUCCUGAUUGGCUACAUAAAAGAGUUCGUGAAAAGGAUGACAAGUUUCGCCAACGGAAAUUGGUUGAUAUGUUCAGUCCGAUGAUAAAAGGUCAUAAUGCUCAAACGGAUACUAACGAUGUGGGGGAAGAAGCAGGCAUUGAAGAUCUAGAGGAUUUCGGAAACAAAGGUGUCGGUUCUGAAAUUGGACCGAGGCCUAUAGUUCGCAGCUACGAAGUCAACAAAGGACAGUCAGCAGAGCAAUUUUCUCCGCGGGUUUCCCUUGAACAGUCAACUACCAUCACCUAUGAAAAUAUUGACAGGAAUGUUGAUUAUCAGGCGUGGCUUGCGGUAAAGAAGCGAAAAUGGAAAGAUACCCGCGAGGAAAAAAAUAGGUUGAAGAGAUUCCGUCAGUCAGAUGGCAUCUCUGAGUUGCCUGCUGCCAUUCACACACGUAAAAAAGGUCAAGGUCUGAAUGGAGUUAGUUCAUUUCUUAAGAGAAAUGAACUGUCGCUUGCUCGAACAUACUGGCAGAUACUACAGCUUGUUCCGUGUCCAGAAGCUGGUCACUUUUUUGCUUGGGUUGUAGCUGACGGUAUGAUGCUCAAGGUUCCAAUUCAUGUUCCUAGAGUAUUUUACCUCAACACGAAAGCACCAAUCACAGAAGAAUUUCCUGGCAAGCGUGUGAACAGAAUCCUUCCACAUUCUCAUCCUAGCUUUACUCUAAUUGAGGUGGUAACUGAAGAAGACCAGUUUAAAUUGGAAAGGAAGAAACUGGCUGCUCACCUUGCAGACCCGGAAGUUGAGGGUAUAUAUGAGACAAAGGUGCCAUUAGAAUUUAAUGCUAUCCUUCAGAUUGGUUGUGUAUGUAAAGUGGACAAGGUGGCUAAAAACCGAAACCCUCAGGAAGGUUGGAAACUGGAGGAACUGCAAAUGAAGACCACUACAGAAUGCUCUUAUCUGGCACAAUCCAUUGGUUUCUUCUACUUGUAUCACAGCAUAUCUGAAGCCCGAGCAAUUUAUGCAACAUAUUUUCCUGCAUCUAGUACAAUAAUAGUUAUCGUGGUCAAUCCUUUCCAAAACAAAGAAUUAACCACGUCUAUUUUAGAGAAGCAAUUUCGUGAAGCGUGCCAAGCAUUAUCUGUUGAACCUUCUUUGUCUGGAAAAAAAUGCACUUCCAAGGUGGAGUAUGUUGGACAUGUCAAAGAUGCUGAAAGGCUUUUGCAAAGAGCAAUCAUUGAUUACAGACAUGAACAUCAUGGACCUGCAAUUGGUGUCAUUGAGUGUCCAGAUGUUCAUUCAGUAAGGUCAGGAAUACGUGUUCUCGAUGAUUUCCCAUGUGUCAGCAUUCCUUGCAAUGCCCGUGAUAGCAACUAUCAGGCCCUUGGGUGGCAAAUCAUUGCUGCAAAAAUUGGAAUGCAACGAUGUGCUGCAUCUUCCCAGUGGUUGAAGGAGAGAAUCUCACUUUCAAGAUAUGCACAUGUUCCGUUGGGGAAUUUUGAACUUGAUUGGCUUCUAUUUACAGCGGAUACGUUCCUUUCUAGGGCUUUGCGUGAUCAGCAACAGUUAUUAUGGAUAUCUGAUGAUGGCAUUCCAGAUCUAGGAGGCAUUAAUGAGGAUGAUACAUGCUUUGCAGAUGAAGUCAGCCAUCCUGUUCUUACCUACCCCGGAGCCUAUCGAAAAGUCUCCGUGGAGCUAAAGAUUCAUCACCUGGCUGUAAAUGCUCUUCUGAAGAGCAACCAAAUCAAUGAGAUGGAAGGAGGAGCCUUGUUUGGAUUUGACCUUGAUAUUUCUGGAGCACAUGAACAAAGUGGCCUUGAUGAGGCUGGUGCAUGUGCAUCUGCAUUUCGUGUGCUUAAGCAGUUGAUUCAGAGAUGCAUUCAGGAUGCAAUCAAAUUUGGAAAUGUAUACGCCGAUGCAUUACUGCAACAUCUCUACAGAUGGUUUUGUAGUCCACAGUCAAAACUCCAUGAUCCAGCUCUGCACCGGGUAUUACACAAGAUCAUGGAGAAGGUGUUUGCUUUGUUGCUUGCUGAGUUCCGGAAAUUAGGGGCAAAAAUCAUAUUCGCGGACUUCUCGAAGAUUAUUAUUGACACUGGAAAGUCAGAUCUAUCUGCUGCUCAAGCUUACUGUGAUUGUUUAUUAAAAACACUGCAGACCAGAGAUCUUUUCGAGUGGGUUGAGCUUGAACCCCUGCACUUCUUCCACUCAUUGCUAUUCAUGGAUCAGUACAACUAUGGCGCGAUCCAGGCUAAAGCCGAUGGAGCAUCUUCUGCAGAUGUUUCAAAGGCUCCUGAUGAUUGUAUAGCAGAUGAACCCCAGAUUGACAUUGUAUCGAACUGGAAUAUAUCAGAGUACUUGCCGAAGGUGACUCAGGAUCAUUUUAUUUUAAUUGUCUCCGAAUUUUUGUAUAAACCAUGGAGGUAUGCACAAGAGCAAGCUGCAGUUAGAGCAUCCUCAGUAGAUGGCAGCCUGUGCACUCCGUCAAUAACCGGUGCAGCUGCUGAGUCUUUUGAAAUACAGCUGACAGCAUAUCUUAAAGAGCAGGUCAGCUCCUUUUUUACGGAGAAACUUCUUAAGAUUGUACGUGAUAUCACUCAACAUUUUAAGACGAAUAAAUCUAGGAAUGAUGGGCAGCAAUCUCAUGAAUUGCCUCAUGUAGCUGGCUCCAGCUCACAUACAGGGGAUGCUGCAUUAGAUUUCAUUAAGCAUGUCUGUGCUGUUCUUGCUCUUGACCGUAGUGUUCAACAUAACGCUCUGGUGCUGAGAAGGAACCUCUUAAAAUUUGUCCGUGUUAAGGAGUUUGAUCCAGUAGCAGAGUUUCGAAACCCCUGUGUGUCGUUCACCUUACCAAAUGUGAUUUGCAGCUACUGCAAUGACUGCCGAGACUUGGAUCUAUGCCGUGAUUCAGCUUUACUUUCAGAUGAGUGGCGAUGUGCUGUACCACAGUGUGGGCAGCCUUACAACCGUGAGGUGAUGGAGAAUGCACUUCUCCAAAUAGUUCGUCAGAGAGAACGCCUCUACCAUAUUCAGGAUCUCGUGUGUCUCAAGUGCAACCAUAUAAAAGCUGCCCAUUUAGCUGAACAAUGCAAGUGUGCUGGCGCAUUCAAGUGCAAAGAAGAUGCAUCUGAAUACCACAGCAAAAUGCAAGUUUUCCUAAAUAUUGCUGUUCGUCAAAAUUUUCAACUUCUUCAAGAGGCCAUCUCAUGGAUAUUAGAAGUUCAAUAAUGGUUCACAAUACAUUUCCAAUUCAUCUGUAGAUUUUUGUGUACAUAAGUUGUCCGAGCAGAUUAGAAGCACCAAACUGUAAAUAUCCUAACCCUCAUCAUAGAGUGAACUUAGUAGGCAUGAGCAAUUCAGAACUAGAGGAUGAACAUAUCUGCAAGGUUUUUGACUAUCAUUAUUUAUUUAUCCCGGUUUCUUCAAUGCAUCUUUGUGAGUGUAUCUGUAAGCCUCUGUAACAUUUUCUAAUUACAAAUAGUAAUAGCUUAAAGAGAAUUGCAAUGUCUCAACAAGAGAAAACUGACACAUCUCUGUAUUCAACCUGGUAACGCUAUUAAAUAAUUUCCUUUUUUGCU
Messenger RNA from Papaver somniferum (opium poppy), 7112 nucleotides. Its product is annotated as DNA polymerase epsilon catalytic subunit A-like. Bases 154 to 6762 code for a protein of 2202 amino acids. NCBI's taxonomy places the organism in Eukaryota, Viridiplantae, Streptophyta, Magnoliopsida, Ranunculales, Papaveraceae. The record is from RefSeq and is a predicted model, not a curated record. Gene Ontology annotation, molecular function: nucleotide binding; zinc ion binding; DNA-directed DNA polymerase activity. The transcript is spliced from 49 exons. Gene Ontology annotation, biological process: DNA replication; base-excision repair, gap-filling; mitotic cell cycle. Gene Ontology annotation, cellular component: nucleus; epsilon DNA polymerase complex.